Molecule: messenger RNA, 1057 nt
Organism: Paramecium tetraurelia
Lineage: Eukaryota; Ciliophora; Oligohymenophorea; Peniculida; Parameciidae
Exons: 2
Molecular function (GO): protein binding
Source: RefSeq, a predicted model, not a curated record
AUGGUCUAAUUGGAUGAUGAUUUUAUUGCUACAGGAUCAAAUGAUAGGACAGUCAAAAUAUAUAGAUAUAGAGUUUAUGAACUAUUUAAGGAAAUACAAUUUAAGAGUGAUGUGACAUCAUUGGCUGUUUAAGUAAGAAAGGACGGUUCUUCUUUUUUAAUCGUUGGUUUAUUUAAGGAUAUUUGUAUUUUGAAUCAAGGAUUCGAAGUACUUAAGUCAAUUGAUAGAAUUCAUAAUGGUUAAAUAAAUUCUAUUGUUUGUUUAGAAGAUGCAACUACAAUAUUCAGUUGUGCACAAGGUGAUAAUAGAUUACUAUAAUGGAAUACUUAAAAUGAUCAAUAAAAAAAAUACUUCGAGCAUAGAGAUUCUAUUACAUGUAUGACAUUACUUGGAGAUCAAUAUAUUGCAUCAGGUGGAAAGGAUAGAAACAUAAAAGUGUACAAAUAGACAUACACAAAUAACGUGUUUGAAAAAUUGUAAUUGUCUAUGAGUUUGUCAGAUGCCCAUCCAACUGAAGUCACUAGUUUAGCUUAUGGUGGAGGAAGCAUUCUUUAUAGUAGUAGUGCUUCAGGGGAAUUAAAGGUUUGGGACUUCAUGGAUGGAACUAUGAUUAAACAAGUUAAAAACUAUGCUGGAUGGUGUUUCAGAAUAAUCAACUUCUAAUUAGAAGAGGAAUAGAAUCCAUAAUAGAAGACUUAACUGUAAACUUCAAUUCCAUUAUGUGGAUCACCAAGAAGAAAGAAAUAGCCAUCAAAUGAAUAUGAAUGCAUUAAAAACAGCUUCAUUGGUACUGUGAGUUUUGAUGGCACUUUCAAAAUAUUCAAUGGCAAAGCUUUGUUAAAUGAUAAUCCAUAACCUAUGAUCACAACUCAACUGAAAUCUUUACACGAUUGCCAUCCAUUUGGAGGUGUAUUGGCCAUUAGAGAUAGUAUCACUGAUAAGAUUGACAUUUUGAGUAGUGGAAACAAGAAUGAUAGCAAUAUCUAGUUGUAUAGUUUAGCAUAAUCCUGAGUCAUUUUAUAUUAUAUACUAAGUUUACACAAUUUUAAUUAAAUUU